CUGAUCUAAACUUUCUCACCCUUGAGAGCUCUUGAAACAAAAUUUGCUAUAUAACGAGUACAUUUGGCUCUCAUUUGGGGAAGCGUUUCAUUUGGUUUUCAUCUGGGGGUGCAUCUGGGACCGGGAGGAGGCCUCUUUCCCUUUCUUUCUUCUGCUUCUUCUCCUUCUUCUUCGGCAGGCUCUCUGGUUCGGUGAUGGAGUUUUGCAAGAUGCGACGUUUUUUUUCCCGUUUUGAACGUCGGAAUCGGGCUUGCGGUGUUCUCCGGCAUCUGUAGGUCAUACUUGGACAGUUGAAAGGCCUGGACUCAUCGAACAUCAUCCUCGUUCUUUGUUGAGGCUGAUUCUGCGCUUUUUCAGCUCGUCUUUGUUCUUCAGGUCUAUUUGCGUGAUUCGUAGUGCUUACAGCUCUCUUAGUUACAAGCCUCGAUUUUGCAGGAAGAACAGCAAUGGCAUCCAAAUGAACUGCCUUACAGUGGAAAUAGACGAGGAGGAGGAGUCAAACCUCCUCGAGCACGCCGCGAACAAUGACGUCGAAGCCUUCCGGAGGUCCAUCGAACGUGAUCCCUUAGCCAUUGAUGAGGUUGGCCUCUGGUAUGGCCGCAAGAAGGGUUCCAACCGCAUGGUGCUCGAGCAUCGGACUCCGUUGAUGGUGGCCUCAACAUACGGAAGUCUCGAUGCGCUCAAGUUCAUCGUCUCCUUACCUUCCGUAGAUAUCAAUCGAGCCUCUGGCCCUGAUAGAACUACAGCGCUCCACUGUGCUGCCUCUGGUGGAUCCUAUUAUGCUGUUGAUGCUGUGAAGUUGCUUCUUGACGCUGGUGCCGAUCCCGAUUUGAUUGAUGCCAAUGGAAACCGCGCGGCCGAUGUGGUCGUGGCGCCUCCCAAGUUGCCUGGUGUAAAGCUUGCUCUCGAGGAACUUCUAGGAGGCAGCAUCAACAGUACAGUGGCGGUAGAAUAUCGCGGUCUUCCUCUUUGCGUGAUGACCACCUCUUCUAUCUCCGAUUCACCACCUCUGUCUUUGUCACCUGAUGAGGAAGGGUCUCCUUUGUCCAACUCUACUUCUUCUCCACCCAUAGCUAAGUUCUCUGAUCUUCCUAGGGUUGCUGUGUCUGAGAAGAAAGAGUAUCCUGUUGAUCCAUCACUCCCAGACAUCAAGAACAGUGUAUAUGCUAGUGAUGAGUUCCGCAUGUUUUCAUUCAAAAUCCGUCCGUGUUCCCGAGCUUAUUCUCAUGACUGGACUGAGUGUCCCUUUGUCCAUCCAGGCGAGAACGCUAGGCGGCGUGACCCAAGAAAGUAUCACUAUAGCUGUGUCCCAUGCCCUGAUUUUCGGAAAGGGACAUGUCGAAGGGCGGACAUGUGCGAGUAUGCUCAUGGGGUGUUUGAGUGCUGGCUUCACCCAGCCCAGUAUCGCACAAGGCUCUGUAAGGAUGGAUCUAGCUGCUCCCGUCGUGUUUGUUUCUUUGCACACUCGAAUGAGGAGCUGCGUCCACUUUAUAUGUCUACUGGCUCUGCUGUGCCCUCUCCCCGGUCAUCUUCUGCUGCAUUGGAGAUGGCUGCAGCUUUGGGUCUUAUGCCCGGAUCACCAUCUUCAGUUUCUGCUAUUAUGGCCCCCUUCACACCACCCAUGUCACCACUGAGCAAUGGUGCUGGUCACUCAACUCUCGGUUGGCAGCAGUCAAGUGUGCCUACGUUGAAUCUUCCAGCGAACAAUAACCAGUCAAGCAGGCUACGCUCCUCUCUCAGUGCAAGAGAUAUGCCUUUGGAGGACCUCUCAGAGUUUGAUACCCAGCAGCUAUUAAAUGAUAUGAACUACUCUGGGUUAGGUUCAUUUGCGGGAAACCACUCUGCCCGGAACAAAACCUUGACUCCCUCAAACCUAGAUGAAAUUUUUUCUGCUGAGAUUGCCUCAUCUCCAAGGUAUAAUUCUGAUCAGGGGGCUUUUUUUCAGCCCUCUCACAGGAGUGCUAUACUCAAUCAGCUGCAGCAACAGCAGCAGCUUACUCUGCUGUCACCCAUUAAAACAAGUGUCUUCUCUCCCACAGCUGAUGAUGCCCAACAUCUCUCUGCUCAUUCUUUGUUGCAAUCAUCACGCACUAUAACUUCUCCUAGCCUCAUGUCUCCAAGAAGUGUGGAGCCUGUCUCUCCGUUGAGCCCUCGCCUUGCUAUGCUUUCUCAGCGGGAGAGGCAGCAACAGACACUCCGUAGCCUGAGUUCACGUGAUCUUUCUCCCAUUUUAUCGCCAACCAUUUGUUCUUCAGUUAGUUCAGCUUGGUCCAAGUGGGCACCACCCUCUGGUGCAGCUGAUUGGGGAGUGAAUGGAGAAGAGCUAGGCCGGCUUAGGCGGUCGUCCUCUUUUGAGAUGCGCGGAAAUGUAGAUGAGCCUGAUUUGUCAUGGGUUCAUUCACUAGUAAAAGAAUCACCACCUGAGAAAUUAGUUUCUGUAGCAAUGUCUCCUAGCACGUCUGGCUUGCCUACAAUCUGCGGUGACAAUUCCAAUUCCAUUAAUAGUCUGAUAGAGGGAUGUGAUCAAGCUGCAGUACUUGGUGCAUGGCUUGAACAAAUGCAACUUGAUCAGGCCUUAACUUAAGGCUGUAAGAGCCAGUUUUCAGCUUCAAUAUUAGGCGGUAGGUAUUGUGUUUUUUGGCUAGUAGGGUGGUGAAGGGAAAGAAGCUGGAAGUUAUUGACAGAUUCAUUUCAUAAAAACAGAUUUGUUAUUACUUAAAGCCCAUCCUGUUCCAGAUUUGGGAUCUAUCUUGGUUUCUAAACUACAGUAGGUUUUUGAAGGAAACAAAGAUAUCCUUUGUGUCAUAUGGUUAAUUAUUGUAAUGCUAUUUACUGAAAUUUUUAAUUUUAGUCCAUUAUCAUGGAGUUGGCUAA
Messenger RNA from Zingiber officinale, 2874 nucleotides. Its product is annotated as zinc finger CCCH domain-containing protein 24-like. Gene Ontology annotation, molecular function: metal ion binding; protein binding. The record is from RefSeq and is a predicted model, not a curated record. Bases 458 to 2584 code for a protein of 708 amino acids. NCBI's taxonomy places the organism in Eukaryota, Viridiplantae, Streptophyta, Magnoliopsida, Zingiberales, Zingiberaceae. The transcript is spliced from 2 exons.